GACCGACAGCUUAAGGAUGGGGAUGGGCGGUAUCUACGUAUGGAGUCAUGGUGCCUGACGCACGCACGCACGCCGCCUUCAAGCUGCUGCUGGGGUGGCGUGUGUGCGACGCUGUGUGCCUGCUUGUAUGUGGCCGUCGUUCGCAGCGCAUUGCAUAUCCUCCUCUCUGCUGCAUCUGCCCUCUGCGUGCUGCGUGUUGCGUGUCCGGGUUGCAUGUUAGGGUGCCUGUUUCAUGUUGGACAGACCGACAGGGGACUUGGCCGUCAGGCCACCUAGGGUGCUCCCUGAAACCGCUGCGACCGACAGCUUAAACUGCUUUUGAGGCUCCAAGCUCCAAUGGCUGCUGUCCCCGCAUCGUCACUCUGUAAGCGCACACAAAGAUCCGAAGAGGCGGGGGGGUAGAUGUGCGUCACGCGUUCCCUCGCGCCGUUUGGUGUCGGGAGAGGCGUGUGUGCUCGCUGGGGCGACGUGUGUGGCACUGUUGGUCCUCAUCUUGGCUGUGUGUGUUGUGAUCUGUGUGCGUCAGCUGACUCCGACCGUCAGGAGCUUCUGUGCUCCUACGCGUCCCUCGUUCUUUAUGAAGAGGGCAUCCAGAUCACGGUGAGUGACCAACACAACACCACAACACCACACAGCACAGCACAAAGCACCUCCUCUUCUCCCCUCGUGUGUCAGCGCGAGAACCUUGAGAAGCUCAUCGCUGCAGCGGGCGGCAAGGUCGAGCCUUACAUGCCGAUGUUGUUCGCGAGGGCCCUCGAGGGGAAGGACAUCAGCGCCAUGAUGAUGAACACCGGCGGAGGACCUGCACGUAGGCACACACCACACCCCAUCGCUCACCGUCGUUUCUCCUUCGAAUGUGUGUGGUUCUGUCGUUGUGUGCGCGUUGACGUGCAGCCGCUGCUGGUGCUGGUGGUGCGGCAGCAGCGGCGGGCGGUGCGGCCGCUGCCGGCGGCGGCGAGGCGGCCGCUGAGGAGAAGAAGGAGGAGAAGAAGGAAGAGGAGGAGGUAAGCAGCACAACCAACCAAGCCACAGACGACAAACCGAUCAGUGUGUGACGGCGGGUAUGUGUUUGGUGCGCUGUGUCUGUGUUCAGGAGGAGGACGAGGACAUGGGCUUCUCUCUGUUCGACUAAGCCCCGGUAUGACGUCUGGCGGUCUGUCUGUCUUGUCUGUUUGUCUGUACGGACAAGCGAGAUGGAUGGAUGGACUGCCACGCCAUGUGUGGCGGUCGGGAGAGGUGUGGUGUCUGUUUGCCUCGUUCGUUCUUCCUUCUGUGAUUUGACAUCGAUGCACAUACACACAUCAAUAUGCCACUUGGGUGCCUGACUGACCACCUGAUGCGACUACACUUGUUUGUCGCCUUAGUGAAUCAAUGCGAGGUAGAUGCAACACAACCCACGAGAGCGAUAGAAGUCCUUCAGCGGAACAAAGAGGAUGUCACAAAUGCGUUCUUUGCCUGCCUUUGCAUACUCACUCGCACCCACACACACAGACCCAUCAAGACAGAGGCGUCCGUGACAGCCUGCCUCUGCACGAGCAUUCCCUCC
Messenger RNA from Vitrella brassicaformis, 1546 nucleotides. Lineage: Eukaryota; Vitrellaceae. The record is from the annotation of a GenBank genome assembly.